GUACCGCGCUUAUACCCAAACCCAUCUGCACCAUCACAAAGCAGGCAGCCAAAUAGCUGCUCUCUUCCUUCUCACUCAGAAAGAUCUGACCUAUCUACACAGGCAGCAAGAUGCUGGCUUCUCUGAUGGGUGUUUUUAUCGCGAUUUGCUUCGAAGUUGAAAGCAGGCGACCAGAAACGACCCAUGCUGUCAAUUUCCUGGAUAAUGAGAAAUGGUUGACCACUGUCUCACAAUAUGACAAGGAGCUCAGAUACUGGAACAAAUUCCGAGAUGAUGAUUAUUUCAGAAGCUGGAAUCCUAACAAGCCAUUUGAUCAAGCCCUGGAUCCAACAAAAGACCCAUGCCUGAAGGUGAAAUGCAGUCAACACAAAGUCUGUGUAACCCAUGACUACCAAACAGCACUUUGCGUUAAUCGCAAACAGCUAAUGCACAGUCUCAGGCAGAAAAAGGACGGGCUUCUUCACAGACAAUGGAAUGGAGGAGCCAAUCUGGUUAAAUGCAAGCCCUGUGCUGUGACGCACCCAAAUUCUGUCUGUGGUUCCGAUGGCCACACUUACUCUUCUAAGUGUAAACUUGAUUACCAAGCUUGUUCUGCACGUAAGAAGAUCACCAUGAGAUGCAAAGGACCUUGUCCUUGUCUUCCUGACCAAGAAAGUGUGAAGCUGAAAAGCGAAAAGACAGAUGGAAUCAAAACCCAGACUGAAGGCAAGGAUACAAAUCGUUCACCUUUAAGAGUGUGCAAUGAGAAAGAGCUGAGGAAUCUCGCUUCCAGGCUGAAAGACUGGUUCGGGGCUUUACAUGCUGAUGCCAACCAAGAUGUAAAACUUAAAUCAGUCAAGCAAUCGGAGCAGAGCCGAUUUGACACCAGCAUUCUGCCAAUCUGCAAGGAUUCUCUGGGUUGGAUAUUUAACAAGCUGGACAUGAACUAUGAUCUUUUGCUGGACCAAUCAGAGCUGGGCGCCAUUUACCUUGACAAGUAUGAGCAGUGUAUUAAGCCACUUUUCAACUCCUGUGACACAUUUAAAGAUGGAAAGCUUUCUAACAAUGAAUGGUGCUACUGUUUCCAGAGGCAAGGUGGUCUUCCAUGCCAAGCUGAAAUUAAUAAGAUUCAAAGGCAGAGCAGAGGGAAACAUCUUUUAGGUGCUUUUAUACCAAGGUGCAAUGAGGAUGGAUAUUACAAACCAAUCCAGUGUCACAGUAGCUCUGGACAGUGCUGGUGUGCUGACAAAUAUGGAAAUGAACUAGCAGGUUCACGGAGAGAAGGGACUCCAAUCUGUGAAGAAGAUCAAGAGAAUUCUGGUGAUUUUGGUAGUGGUGUGUUCCAAGUUUUGUCUGAUGACCAGGAUGAUAAGAGAGAAACACAGAAUGAAGAGGAAGAGAAAGUUUCUCAGGGUGGAGCCAAUGAAGAUGAUGAAGAUAGUGAAGAUGACAAAGAUGAUGAUAUUGGCUAUAUCUGGUAGUUGCAUUAACUGCAUUACUACCUGGAACUGUCAUAAUUUGCACACUGCUCAAGUUCAUUCUUAUAUCAAUUUGUCUGUGGUACUGAGGAAAUGUUGCAUCUGAGAGAAAAAAAAUUAAAAAUCUUUUAGAUAAUAAAAUGUUAGUCUAAUCAGGACCAUUUUGUUCAUCUGUUGAGCAUGCUCAGUACCAAAAUAUAUUUUGAAAUGUGUUUCUGAGCAAUAAUAUAGUGGAGGAAAAAUUGUUCAGAUUUCUAACAAGACUCUUGGAUAAGAGCCGUACAAAUUAACUAGUCUCAUUCUGAAUCUACAUAGUUUAACUAACCCUUAACAUUCACUGAUUUUCCAAAAUGAAUUGAGACAUAAAUUAUGGAGCCUUCUUAAUAUCAAUUCUUAGACAGAAAAAGAAAUGAUUGCAACAGAAAUGAACUUACAUUAAUACCAUUAUACUAAAAUACUUUAGUUCUGAUAGAUAUUAUGCACAUUUUAUUUACAUGUUCAUCAUCUUUAUGUACAUUUAUCUUACAUAUGUGCAUGUCAUCAUUUUAAUAUUGAAUAUUGCUAAAAUAGCUGGCAUGCUAGCGCCAAACCAUCACAGGUAAUUCAAGGAAUUGUGAAGCUCUGCGCAAGCUAAAAGAACAGUAUCUCAUUUUCCGCUUGGGAACCCUGCAGCCUUCAGAACUCAACAUUGCAUUCAAUAAUUUUAGGGCUUCUCCCUUGUCCUUACCCCAACCCCCACACACCAGUUCUUGACAUCACAUAAGCUGCUACCAUAAUCAACUCUUUCUCAGUUACUGAUGCUCCCUAUUGGCAGCUAUUCACUUUCCCAGGCUGACAUUUAUCCAUUUCUUUAUCUGCCCGACUGGUACUCUCUCUUCCUCUCUCUGGGCUCCAUAUCCAUCUGUCGUUUAUUUCUGUCCCCUCCUCCCCACCCCAUUGUCAGCAUAUAUACCAACCUUCGCCCUAGCUACAAUCACUUCUGAAGAAGGGUCACUGAACCUGAGAAGUUAUCUCUCCUUUCUUUCCACAGAUACUGCCAGACCUUCUGAGUUCUUCCAGCAAUUACUGUUUUUGUACUUGAAAAAUAAUUUGGCUGGAAUUCCAUAUUUUCAUUCUGGGUUGAAGUGCCUACCCUCGCAGUGGCAGGAAGCUCCAAAUCACAUAGUUAGAACGUUGCAGCAUUAACUAUCUUAUUGAACAAGACUUUUGCCUUCCAUUUGCUUCUAAUGAUACGUUUCAUUGUUUAAAAAGCCACAAUUUGUUUGGAGUCACACAUUCAUGUGGAAGCUAUGGGGGAAAUGCUGUCCAUUGAAUUUACUUAUGGAGAUCUUUGGCUGUACGUUGACAUUCAUUGCAAAUAUUGCAGUUCUUCUUCACAUUUAUACUGUGGAACCCUCCCUGCACGGUGUAUUAUUCCUCUAAUAAAGCAGUACAGUUCAGAAUUAUCAAACUUUUAUUUGGGUAACUACUCCCACCACGUCCAUAGAUCCUGCUGGUAUUUUUCUCACUUUUUUUGCCUUACAAUGUGACUUAUUUCUUCCUGCCCUCCAAACUAGUUUGAACCAUUGUCCACUGUCCCACUCCCCUUUGAAUGAAGUAACAGCAAUCCUCUGUAGAAGUUUACCUGGUUCAAACAGUGUCUCAGUGGCUAGGGAAUCUGAAACCUUCACUUCAACAUCAUUAUUCCAGUCACUUACCACUUUACUGCUGUCAUACAGGGACACAACCUCCAAAAAGCCAUGUGCCAACCUGCAGCAAGAUUAUUACUGCAAGAACGGAGCUCAUUAGUUCAUCCCUCAGGGUGUCAGAUGUCUAUUCUUGUAUCUGUUCAUGGUCCAUCUAAUGACAGUGCAUUUUCGUUCAUUGCCUCUACAUUGAAUUCACUGUCUGCCACUGAGAUUAAUUUACAUGUUCUGACAUUCCUAUCAUUUCUACCUUCUCCAGCCCGUCCUGCAGUUUGUUGAACCUUCCUGGAUGUUGAUGCAUUCAUUCCAUCUUAGCCAUUUGUAGCAGGUUUUGUGACAGGCCAUGGAGAGCAUUCAUAUAUUUCUGAUACACUGCUCAAAUCCUUCUCUUCAACUUUUAUCAACUGUUUGCUGUCUCACCUGGGUGUGACACAUCCUGUGCCUCCAGCUCCAUGUCCACACCUACUUCCUCUGGCUACCUUGUGCGCUGGGUCAAACCAAAUUUCAAUUUUUCAUCCACAACACCUAUACCGCUUUGAGUUGGAGUCCCUGGGAGGUUGUGCAUGUGAAACAACACAUGACACAGUUGUUGCUAUGUCACCAGCAAUGGAGUAGACUACAAAAUCUUGCUUUUCUGUGAUGUUCUAUACAGGCUUUUAGCUGGCAGUCUCUGAAGUCUACUAUUACUAACUACACCGUUAAUUUUAAUCAAUUUGAAGAAUUUCCUAUAACAAUCAAAUAUCAAAUCCUUUUUGUAUUUUUUAUAAAGGAAGUUGAAGCUGGGAAAGAGAUUGAAGAACACAUUGGAACAUUAAAUAAGAAAAGAUUCUCAUGAUCCUACUGAUGACAGGUUCCCAAAUCUGCAUCUAUUUUUCAGGCUAGUUUGGAAGCCAUCAAUGGGCAAUUCUGCUUCUCUAUAGGGUGUUAAAUACCAGAUGAUGUGACAUCCUUCUCCUGUAGCCUGGUAUUCCUUGGCAUUGUUUGCUUUUGUAGGACAGGUGCAGUUGCUGUUAUCUCCAGAUUCGGUAGUCCUAAGCAAGUAUCUCAAAAUUCAUGGUAACAAUGUCAUGUCAGGGAGCAAGGGCUGGGAUUGUGAGAGGUAAGUGUGCCAGCAUGUAUUAUAGAGUGUGAGACACUUACGUGCAUGUUAGCAAGUGACUUUUCAUGUGGGCAAACAAAAUGACAGUGCUUGACUAUUGCUUUGGGAAAUGUCAAGUGCUUCUCGGAGAUUUAGCUCUCUGCCCUUUACCACAUCUGAAGCACUCUACCUUUGCCGAUCUGAUCUGUAAACUUUAUCCAAAACCACGUGUGCAUUCUUGAAGUUCUUGUCCCAUUCAGAAGCCAACUCAUUCCACAUUAUUUGUGCUGCUGUACGUGAUGGUCCCUUCCCUAGUUUCCCAACCAUGUUAUACAUCCAUUGUCAAACAUGUGCCAGCAGCACUUUGAUAUCAGCCACUAAUGCUCACCCGAUUUCUUCUUUUGCUCCACUCUUCAUAUUCUUCCAAGCCCUGACUAUCUAUUUUACUGCUUGAAAAUGUUUAGAAAAGGAAGCCGCAUCCAUGCCAGGCCUCCUUCCGAUAAACUCAGUACUGGCUGUUUCCACUUUUCCUCUGACAGCUAUACUGAAAUUAGUCAGCCACCAGAUAUGACCAGCAUCUUCACAUUUUAGCAAGCAUGCAUUCUUUGCUGUAUCUGUGUACAAGGAGAUCACGAAGAAUCAAUGCGUUAUUUGGAAUUUCUUUAUGAUAAUGACACUUUUCCAUGAGUGGUUUGAUUAAUAAUCUGUUGUAGGACAAGAUAUAAUGAUAAGAAAUUUGAUAAGAAAUAAGAGUGAACUCUAAAAGGCUAAAGCUGGUAAUGUUAAACUAGAUUUGCUUUGGUAGAAGUGGUUUAUAACCAGUGGUAUCCACAGGAAAGGUGGCUGAUUACAGAUUGUUGAGAAGUGAGUAGUCAUUAGACUCACGUACGGAUUUCUUAGAUGAAUGAUAAAUAAACAAUAGGAAAAUGAUGCAGUUAAGAUGAAUGAUAUGAUCAGUACAUGUAUUUACAAAUGAACAUUUUCACAUGAAGAUGCUGCUAAUUCAACCAUGAUAUUUAUAUAGAUGUGCAUGGGAAUAUUUUGUACGCUAAAUAAUUUCAGUGUAUGAAGGAUUGAUCUUAGAUAUGAUCUUAAGGAAGCUCCAUAGCAGUACUUUUCGAUUUCAUAGAGUCUGUGUCUGUACCACUGCAUCAAGAAGUAAGGGGCUUAAAUUUGAAAUGGAAAUUGCAUAUUGCCUUCCCUUACUAUAACUUGAUCAGAAUAUGUAUAAGUUACUUUGUAUGUUGUAUUGCAGAUUGUAGUACGGAUUGUAGUAGGAAAGGCACUAAAAAUGUUCAUUAAACAAUAAACUGAAAGGCAUGUUAUGUAAUGCUUCCUUAUGUGUAGUUAUGAAUAGUCCUGCUAAUUUGUGUUAAACAUUUGUUGCUUAUAGAAUUCUUACUCUGAGUCUAACUUCGUGUGAAAACAACCUGAAACAAAUUGUGCAUUUCCUUCUCAACCUGUAGGAAGCAACAAAAAUUUGAAUUUCCAAGUUUGUGUAAUUGAAUGAUUUAUUACUUCAGUUUAAGAGUAUAUGAUUUUAAAUGCUGGUUGUAAGGGAACUAAAGAAUUCUUUACCAUGUGUUAGUGCACCAGUUUCAGAAAUAUGUAAUGAUGAAAUUUUACGCAUACAUUCUCAGCCGAAUACUGGGAACUAGAUAGUUUGCGCAUCUUUAAAUAGAGGAAGUUGUUACAAGCUAACUGACUAUUUUCUUGCAGUUUUUUUUAUUCUGAUGUUACUUUUCUGAUCAUUUACAUUUUCAAGCUAACUGUGAGUCAUCAUUUUAAAGUUUGGCUAUUUCUCUGUAAUGUUAUCGAGUAUUUAUUCUGGUUAUAAAGUUUAAGUCUCUGGAACUGGUUGGUUGUUAGUUGUAUUAUGUAGGUUGUAUCUUGUAGGUAUAUCAAUUUACUAGACGGAACUUCCACUAGUAUUUUUAAUCCAGUCUGUCUAGGCUGUGUUCGACAAGAAACAUCAUAUCAUAUCUAAGUUGUUCUCAUCCAUUUCAUCCCAUUAAUUCUGAUGCUUUGUAGUUAAAUUUGAUCAUUCUUGCUUUGAUGCUACAAUUACAUUUGCCUUGAAUUUCUGUGCGAACCAGUUUCUUCAGAACAACGUGCAGAGAAAGAGUUUUGUGACCGCUGAACCUCUGAUUUAUCAUCUGAGUAGAAAUACUAGGACAGACUGGUGAAAGGCUAAAUCCAGUGACUGAUUCUUGGAUUGGGCUAGCUGACACACUCCGUGCAGUGCCUUGUAGCAAAAGAGCAUUCCACAUGGAAAGAGAAAGAAAGGCCAAAUGGAUGCCAUUGUGUUGUAAACAAACUCUGCCUGGCCAACAUGUAGCAUCACUGGUAGUUGUUGUGACAAUGACUGUGAGCUAGCCUAUGCCACAAACCUUGCUGAAGAGCAUGGCUUAUGGUCAAUAUAUAUAGACAAGACAGCAGCAAAAUGACUAGCCAUAUUUACUUUCUUCAGUAUUUUAUAUUUGUAAAAACAACAAUAUUUUAUGACUGUAAUCUACAUAGUCUUUAAUCUCAUCUGUAGGUGUUGUAUUUGUAUUUAUAAUUCUCUUUUGUGCCAGUACCAGAAUUCUGUUUUUCUCAUGUUAUUUGUCUUACAUGUCCUAGAAGUUAGACUAUCCUGAUUAAUAUUUCAAUUAUUCUGUGUCCUAUACAAAGCAAAGUGUGUGCCUUGACUGGCUUUCUGUGUAACUGGUCAGUUAAAAAGUCUUAUAUUGUUUUGUUGUUUGU
Messenger RNA from Rhincodon typus (whale shark), 6965 nucleotides. Its product is annotated as SPARC (osteonectin), cwcv and kazal like domains proteoglycan 1. Gene Ontology annotation, molecular function: protein binding; calcium ion binding. The transcript is spliced from 12 exons. NCBI's taxonomy places the organism in Eukaryota, Metazoa, Chordata, Chondrichthyes, Orectolobiformes, Rhincodontidae. The record is from RefSeq and is a predicted model, not a curated record. The coding region runs from base 111 to 1460 and encodes 449 amino acids.